AUGGCCAGCAGCAACGUCACCAACAAAACCGACCCGCGCUCCCUGAACUCCCGGGUCUUCAUCGGGAACCUCAACACCCUGCUGGUCACCAAGGCGGACGUGGAGGCCAUCUUCUCCAAGUACGGCAAGAUCGUGGGCUGCUCGGUCCACAAGGGCUACGCCUUCGUCCAGUACGCCAACGAGCGCAACGCCCGCACGGCCGUGGCCAGCGAGGACGGCCGGAUGAUCGUGGGACAAGUGCUGGACAUCAACCUGGCCGGGGAACCCAAACCGCACCGCUCCAAAACAACCAAGCGCUCAGCGGGCGACAUGUACAGCUCCUCCUUCGACCUGGACUACGACUUCCAGAGGGAUUACUAUGACAGAAUGUACUCGUACCCGUCCCGCGUCCCCGCCCCUCCCCCCCCCCCCCUGUCGCGGGCCGUCAUCCCGUCCAAGCGCCCGCGGGUCAGCCUGAGCGGGGGCAGCAGCCGGCGCACCAAAAGCAGCUUCUCCUCGUCCUCCAAGAGCAGCCAGAGGACCUCAUCGUCCAGAGCAAUGCGAGUGGACGAGCUGCAGACCAUCAAGCGGGAGCUGAGCCAGAUCAAAAACAAAGUGGACGACCUGCUGGACAGCCUGGAGCGCAUGGAGAAGGACCACAGCAAGAAGUCGGCUAAGAGCGUAAAACCGGAGCCGGGAGAGGUGACGUCGCCCCCACACUCCAGCAACAAGAAGGACGAGGGCCUGAAGCGGGAGAGGGAGAGCCAGGACAUGAACGACUCGGACGAGGAGGAGGAGGAAGAGGAGGGCGACCUGCUGGAGGAAGAGGAGGUGAAGAGCCAAGAGCGGGAGGAUGAAGAGGAGGAGGAGGAGGAAGAGGAGGGGGAGCACGUGGAGGGAGACGAAGAGGAGGCGGACAGCGUGAACGGCGACGACGACUCAUAG
Molecule: messenger RNA, 924 nt
Organism: Menidia menidia (Atlantic silverside)
Lineage: Eukaryota; Metazoa; Chordata; Actinopteri; Atheriniformes; Atherinopsidae
Source: the annotation of a GenBank genome assembly